Molecule: messenger RNA, 3657 nt
Organism: Thalassophryne amazonica
Lineage: Eukaryota; Metazoa; Chordata; Actinopteri; Batrachoidiformes; Batrachoididae
Product: B-cadherin-like
Exons: 14
Coding region: 491-2983 (830 amino acids)
Biological process (GO): multicellular organism development; homophilic cell-cell adhesion; cell-cell junction assembly
Cellular component (GO): plasma membrane; cytoplasm; catenin complex
Molecular function (GO): calcium ion binding; cadherin binding
Source: RefSeq, a predicted model, not a curated record
GGUGAUUCCUGUUUUACUGUAUGGUUGUGGGAUUUGUGCACUAACCAGUGACCAAAGGCAACACAGUGUCAUUUUGUACAAGUCUUCAGUAUCAUGCAUUCAGUUGGUGGGGUGGGGGGCGUGGGGGAGGACUAUGUUUUAUAAUAAACAGCUUUUGACAUGCUCAGUGUGGACCACGUCCACCUGCAUAAACACACGCCUGCAUGCGUGACACCUUUAGGUCACCUUUAGCUCACAGGUUUGGUGUUGUAGCUCAACUUUGCAGCGAUUAAAUCAAACUACCCUGCGAACGUAACAGAAACACGUUAAGCACCUUAUUAGCGAGUUCAGAGAAGAGGAAGAGUCAAUAAUAUGGAAUGAGAAUCUGUGACAGUGAGACCACAAGGAAGCUGAUGAUAAAAGUCAUGAACGUGGAAUUUGUUGUUACAAAGGAGCAGUGGAUCGUGUGAUACUGGACAACAGAUCAGCAGGGUUCUGACUGAAAGAGCUGAUGGAGAACAAAAAGUUUUUGAGCCUCUUGUUUUAUCUUUAUCAGGUUCAGUGUUCAGGUGGUGUGGCAACUUGUUGCUUGAACCGCACAACCAGCUGCUCUAAUACUGUGAACACAAAACUUGAGAACAGCUCCAUCACCUGCCAUGUGUCCAACACUUUGAAACGGAUGAAGAGGGACUGGGUCAUUCCACCAAUUAGCUUCUCAGAAAAUGACAAAGGUCCAUACCCCAAAUUCAUGGUGCAGAUUAAGUCAAAUAAUAACACAAAGGGAGCGUUAACCUACAAGCUCACCGGACCAGGAGCUGAUGAGCCGACAAAGGGCCUCUUUAUCAUCAACAGCAGAUCUGGGAUGAUGUAUGUGACUCAGCCGCUGGACAGGGAGGAAAAAGACAAAUAUACUCUGUGGGCUCAUGCUCUGGUUAAAGGAGGCAAGGUUGAGAAUCCCAUGAAGCUCAUUAUCAAAGUCAUUGACCAGAACGAUAACGCUCCAGAGUUCACGCACACGUCAUUCCACGGUGAAGUGAAUGAAAACGCAGCUACAGGUCACUCUUUCAUGAAUGUAACAGCGGUGGAUAAGGAUGACAUAGACACAAACAAUGCUAUAAUUAGGUAUCAGAUAUUAUCACAGAUGCCUCAGGUGCCUAAAGCGGACAUGUUUGCCAUAAACCCAGUGAGCGGGAUCAUCAGUGUGGAGGCAGCAGGACUGGAUCGUGAAACUCACCCAGAGUACAAGCUGGUUAUUGAGGCUGCUGAUAUGGAAGGGGCAGGGCUAAGAGACACCAGCACUGCCAUUAUCACAGUUACUGACAGCAAUGACAAUGCUCCACAAUUCGCUGUGACAUCCAUAUCUACAUCAGUCCCGGAGAAUGAGGUUGGAAUAGAGGUGGUGAGACUAAAGGCAACUGAUGAGGAUGAGUUAGGUUCUCCCAAUGCCAACACCGAGUUUUCCAUAAUAACAGGAAACGAGUGGUCACACUUUGCCAUUGUCACAGGCCCCAGUAAAAUGGAGGGGAUCCUCACCAUCGCCAAGGUUGGGACACAGUCUUUGUUUUUCUUCAACAUGCUGUGUUCAUCCCACAUCUCAGGUCCAUUCUCUUCUCUCUCCUUCUUUGCUAUCUGUCACUCCAAGGAGCUUGACUUUGAGAGUGUUUCAGUCUUCACUCUGCUGGUAGCGGUGAAGAACGAGGUUCACUUUACGAGGCCGGUGUCGACUUCUAGUGCCACAGUCAGGGUGAUGGUAGAAGACAGGAAUGAGUCUCCUGUGUUCAGCCCAGCUGAGAUCCAUGAGAGCUUGUCAGAGGAUGCUUCAGUGGGAACUACUGUUGCCUACAUAAGAGCCAAAGAUCCUGAUAAGGCCAGGAAACAGAGUGUAAGGUACAAACUACACGGUGAUGCAGCCAAGUGGCUCCAUAUUGAUAAAUCCACAGGAGUAGUCAAAGUUCAAAGCAGCAUGGACAGAGAAUCAGCCUUUGUCAAAGAUGGAAAAUACACCGUGUUUGUUUUGGCUUAUGACAAUGAUAUGGUUCCAGCCACAGGAACAGGAACAUUGGUGGUGACUCUACUGGAUGUGAACGACAACGCUCCUCUGAUUAAGCAAAGGACAGCCAGUCUAUGCAGCACACAGCCACUUCCUAUCCUGUUGGAUAUAGUGGACCUGGAUGGACCUGGUCACACCGGACCAUUUACUGUAGAGCUUUCAAGAGAGAACUGGAUCAGCUGGACCAUUCACAUCAAUUCAACUAGUAAUGUGAUGUCCCUGUCCCCAAAGAAGGAUUUGUCCCCUGGGAUCUAUCAUGUCCUCCUGCGUAUCUAUGAUGUACAGAUGCUCCACCAGGACAGCACACUGGACGUCGAGGUGUGUCAAUGUCAAGGAGCCGUCUCCACCUGCUUCAUCCCACAUGCAGCUUCUCAGGCAAACAUUCUUCCUUUUACGAGCGGAAUCCUGGGAGCUGUUUUGGUCCUUCUAUUGCUGCUUUUGCUGCUCCUGCUGUUCCUGAGAAAGAGGAAAUCAAAGAAGGAAGCUGAUCUUUUUCAAGACAUAAACAGAGACAACAUUUUGUGCUAUGAUGAACAGGGAGGAGUUGAAGAAGACCAGGAGUAUGACCUCAGUCAGCUGCACAGAGGGUUGGAUCACCUCCCUGAGAUUUUGUGUACUGAUGUGUUCCCUGCUGCUCAGACCCACCCAUCUUACCGGCGACAGCCUCAAUCCAAUGAGGACAUUGAAAAGUUUAUUGAGGAGAACCUGCGUGCUGCUGACAGUGACCCCACAGCGCCUCCCUAUGACUGCCUGCUGGUGUUUGACUAUGAAGGCUUUGGCUCUAAGGCGGGUUCGCUCAGUUCUCUUCAGUCCUCAGACUCGGAUGAGAAUCCCACCUAUGGGAGCCUGCGUCUCUGGGGCCCUCACUUCUGCAGGCUGGCUGAGUUGUAUUCAGGGGUGAAGGAGUAUGAGGAUGACACAGAAACACUUCCAGGAAAAAAGGAGUGGGUGUGAUCAGUGCAGAUGUAUUUAUAAAAAUCUCCAAAUUCAUGUCCUGAGAGUCUGGUUUGAUUUCUUUCUGUUAAUUUUGUGCCAGCUUUAGAUUUGGUCUGACCUUGAGGCUGUUUUUUUUUUUUUACUAUUUUUAACCAACAUGGAUCUUAUGGGCCUGUCACUCCUUGACAAUUUAGCCAACAUAUGCUGAUUUAUGAAAAAACUGGCAAAUACGCUGGCUGUGUCGAACAAGUUAUGCACCUGUCACACCAUGAUGAUUUAGCUAGCAUAUGCCGAUGUAACUAAAUCCUGCCAAUACGUCAUUAUACGGCAGCUGACACGUUCACUAAGUUCUAUGGUUGUCUGGAACAUGCGAAAUACGUCAAUAUACAUUGGAGAUAAGUUAAAUAUAAGUUGAUGAUGAUGAUGUUCAUCCUUCGAAUAUGACCAUGAUGUCACAGUAUCACCGUGUGCUGUGGGUGUGGAGAUGGUUAAUUAAGCUGAGCUUUGCUCUGAAUUUUCUGCUGGAGUGUCGGCAUGGAAUGUCUGGCAGGGAAGAGGAGUUUGACUAGUCCUUCCAGUGUUUCUGCUGCAGUUCUUGGAUGCAUUGCGCUUCGAACUCUGAUAUACUGCUAUACCUGUUCUGACCGAGGUCUGCCAGGCAGGGUGGUCUUGUGCAGCUUCUUUCCAGUAGG